Melanotaenia boesemani (Boeseman's rainbowfish) is the source of this 2241-nucleotide messenger RNA. It is a transcript of the gene tfg, whose product is annotated as trafficking from ER to golgi regulator. Bases 174 to 1409 code for a protein of 411 amino acids. Gene Ontology annotation, molecular function: identical protein binding. The transcript is spliced from 8 exons. The record is from RefSeq and is a predicted model, not a curated record. Gene Ontology annotation, biological process: endoplasmic reticulum to Golgi vesicle-mediated transport; COPII vesicle coat assembly. Lineage: Eukaryota; Metazoa; Chordata; Actinopteri; Atheriniformes; Melanotaeniidae. Gene Ontology annotation, cellular component: endoplasmic reticulum exit site.
AAGUAUGCCACGUACUGGUUGACGCUGACUGGAGGACACUUCCUGAUGCUGGUCCCCGGGUCUAGCUAGGCUAGCUAACAGAUUCGAUUUUCACUGUUUAGUGAAACCUGUGAAAUACCGCUUGGUCAAGUCGUCUGAUUCAGUGGCGGGAGCAGAAGAGGUCAGACGGCACCAUGAACGGCCAGCUGGACCUGAGCGGGAAGCUAAUCAUCAAAGCCCAGUUGGGCGACGACAUCAGACGCAUCCCUAUCCAUAAUGAAGAUAUUACAUAUGAUGAGCUGGUCCUGAUGAUGCAGCGUGUCUUCAGAGGCAAGCUGCAGAGCAACGACGAAGUUACCAUCAAAUACAAAGAUGAAGACGAUGACCUCAUCACCAUCUUUGACAGCUCUGACCUCUCCUUUGCAAUCCAGUGCAGUAGAAUACUCAAACUAACUUUGUUUGUGAAUGGUCAGCCACGACCUUUGGAAUCCAGCCAAGUGAAGUACUUGCGCAGGGAGCUCAUUGAGCUCAGGAAUAAAGUCAACAAUCUCCUUGACAGCCUGGAGCCCCCCACAGAGCCUGGACUGGCUUCCACAGCACCAGACAGUGAAUCAGUGGAUGGACGUGAAGGUAAAGUUGUGGCUGCUGACCCCACAGCGAAACAGGCCAUCCCAGUCAGUGCAGCCAGCAUGUCAGCUUUCGACCCAUUAAAAAACCAAGAUGAGGUCAACAAGAAUGUCAUCUCUGCCUUUGGUUUAAGCGAGGACCAGGCCUCAGUAGCCACCCCAGCGGCUGCAACAGAGGAGCGGUCAGGAACCCCUGACAGCAUUGCUUCCUCCUCUUCUGCGGCGCCUCAGCCAGGAGUGCCCCCCCAGCCACAGGCUCCCUACGCUGGAGUACAGCAGGGUCCCCCAGCUGGAAUGGAUGGUCAGGUGUACCCGCAGUACCAGGCUCCAGGUGGAUACCCUCCUCAGCAACCAGGUGGCCCACCGCAGCAGCAGUACGGUAUGCAGUACCCUGCAGGAUACAGCCCCCAGCCUGGAGCCCCUCAGCCUGGAGCCCCCCAGCCUGGCCCACCACAGCAACAGUUUCAAAACUACCCUCCGCCCUCCUCCCAGGCUCCGCCUCCUGGUCCGACCCCAACUUCUGGCUUCCAGGGCGGGCAGCAGCAGCCCCAUCCAUCUCAGGGAGCCCAGCAGUAUCCACCAGGAGCCUUCCCUCCCCAAAACUAUACCUCCCAGGCCAACCAGCCUGCUAACUACAGCAUGCCGCCCACCUCCCAGCCUGGCUCAGGGUACCAACCCCGCCCAGGAUACACCCCGCCUCCAGGCACCACUGUCACCCCUCCCCCUGGAGCUGCUAACCCAUAUGCCCGCAACCGCCCCCCUUAUGGCCAAGGCUACACUCAGCCUGGCCCGGGAUACCGGUAAUUGAGGAGAGUAGAUGUUACUGAUCCUCACACACCCCCAAACCCUUACCCAUCUAUGUGGCUCCAACUGUUUGGGUGGGUGCUGAGAACAAGUGUGCACCCUCCUCCUCAUACAAAUAACAAGUCCAAAUAUGAAACAAGCAACCCCUCCCAGUCUGAUGGUUAGUGUUUGUAUGCUGUCUCUCCAGCACACCAUUUGGUUCUUUCCCUUGUGUAUUCUCCUUGUGUUAUUUUUCCCUCUUCUCCUGCCUCCUCCUCAGGCUGCUCUUCCGUCUUGUAUCUGUCCCUGUAGCAAUUUAACCAGUCUGUAUGCACACACCUGGGAGACCAACACAGGCUGUUGCACAAACUUUUCAUUAUAGGUUUUAUUUUGCGAGUGAUAUGAGCAUCCAUUCUGCAAAAAUCUCAAAACAGCUGUGAGUUUGCUCAUUCGUGGCUCUAUUACAAUAAAAACAACCCCCCCCCCCCCCCCCCCCCCCCCCCCCUUAUGUUCUGUUGUUUUGUUGUUUUUGUUUUGUUUUUUUUUAGGUUAUGUUUUUAUUUGAUCAAUUUCACCACCAUGUCGGUAUUGUUAAUGUUUCAGUGAAGCUUCACCAUGUUGGGAACACUAGUUAAGUGAUGACUUGAGGGAGGUGUGGAUCCCUGUGUCAUGAAUAAGGCUUCUUUUAUUAACUUCUUUCUGUUUAUCACCUCCAGUACAGCCUGCUAUUCCUUUCUCUAUCUUACCACUGGUUUUUACUAAUAUAUCAAAUCAAAUUCCACCUUUUGAGAUUAGUUAUGUAUAAACUGUAACAUUUUUUUUUUCUUGAACCUAAUAAAUGAUUGAGAUGAAA